UAGAGACCCAUGUAAUUGAAUUGAAUGUACAGACAAUAUUUAAAACGUCUUCUAAAAGAGGAAAAUGAAUAGACUGUGUUGUUAUUUACAGAGAGAUCGACUUACUGAGGAAAUCAGCACUUGAUUCUAUAAUAAAACCUCGAGACAUAGAUGAAAUACAUGUCCGCUGUAAAAGAUGUAUAGAUUCGUGCUACAGAAAUCCUUUACAGUGCCAGGUGUUAGUAAUGUAUGGCACAUUUCCCGUGUAACAUCAGACCGGGUCUGGAUCAGUGAUGGUUACAAUCUCAUCCUGACAAAUACAACAGGUGAAGAACUAGAUCAUCUGAAAGAAAUAGCUAGCGAUUGGGGAGGACAUACUGUGAACUCCGACGGUGAUUUAAUUUAUAUAGACAGUGCGUAUACCAUCAAUAAGCUGUCUACAGAGAACAAAGUAAAAACUUCAAUAAUAAAGUACAACAACACAGUAUCAUGGAGACCACAGUGUGUCUACAGCUCUCCCUCCACUGGAGACCUGCUGGUCGGGAUGUGUUCUGGAUUUAUGGAAGGCAAGGUAAUGCGAUACGAAUCCACAGGCGAAAACAUCCAGACCAUACAGCACGACAACAACACAGGUUAUAGACUGUAUAGCAAUCCUAGAUACAUCACAGAGAACCGUAAUGGAGAUAUUAUUGUUUCUGACUAUCGGCGUCGGGCUGUAGUGGUGACAGAUCGUGAAGGGAGGUAUCGCUUCUCCUACACAAGGCUAUUACCAGGUGGAAUCUGUACAGACGCGUCAUCAGACAUUCUUAUCUGUGAUUAUAACACCUGGUCAGUACUGAUAUUGGACAGAGACGGUAACUACCUGACACGGAUAAAGACAUCACCACAAGGGAUAGACAGACCAUACAGCCUGAGUUAUGAUCAUAAAACCCACCUACUGUGGGUAGGGUCGUGGUACAACGACAGAAUCAACAUAUACAGAGUUGUAUAUAAGUACUCUUUGAUCGGCCACCCAAAAUGCAAAGAACAUCUCGGAGGUACGGUGAAAGAGGUUUGUGUUCCGUGUGAGGUUCCCUUGUGUGAGGAAUGCACAUUGUCAGAAGAUCAUAGAGGUCAUGACUGUAGAGAUGUGAGGAGAAGCUUGGAGGAGGUUCUCACACAGAUAGAUGGUGAUGCGGUUUUGAUGUGCCUUCUUCUCAGCAAAUUAUACAGAAUCAAUCUAAAAGGGGGACUUUGGAUUGAGAAGUACAAUGCUGUUGCAGAAAGUUUCAAUUUCAAGGAAAUCACGACCGAAUCAAGUCCUGUCAAUUUGGAAAAAAUAGCCCAAUGUUUAAAUAUAACAAUUCAGAAAUAAUGUUUUCUCAUGAA
This is a messenger RNA of Saccostrea cuccullata (small rock oyster), 1347 nucleotides long. RefSeq lists its product as uncharacterized. The transcript has 3 exons. Gene Ontology annotation, molecular function: translation repressor activity; zinc ion binding; ubiquitin protein ligase activity. The record is from RefSeq and is a predicted model, not a curated record. Gene Ontology annotation, biological process: protein polyubiquitination; negative regulation of translation; proteasome-mediated ubiquitin-dependent protein catabolic process. NCBI's taxonomy places the organism in Eukaryota, Metazoa, Mollusca, Bivalvia, Ostreida, Ostreidae. Bases 176 to 1333 code for a protein of 385 amino acids.